AAGGGUAAUGCCAAAGUCAAAGAAAAAUUUCGAGAAAGAAGGGAUUGAGAUCAACGAUGGUUCUUCUUCUUUCGAUCUAACUUUGCUCAAAGAGGCUAUCGACAACGUCCCAACAAAGAAGAAGAACAACAACUCGUUUGAUCUAACUUCGAUGUCUCUUGCAAUAUCAUCGUUGGAUCGUAAGUGCAGUAAACAACGGAGACUUUCAGCGAGAAAGAGAGAAAUCAAAUCAACGGCUGCGGAGAGGGAAUCUACGAUGCAGCGUUUGCGAACCCUUCUCAUGAUCUGCGAUAAAUACUCUUGUAAAAGUUAAUUAGUAAAAAAAAGAAAAAAGAAGUUAAUUAGGGUUAUAGGGAGAUUGCUUUGUUGCUUCUCUCAUUAAUAGGAUUUGUAGU
Molecule: messenger RNA, 395 nt
Organism: Eruca vesicaria subsp. sativa (arugula)
Lineage: Eukaryota; Viridiplantae; Streptophyta; Magnoliopsida; Brassicales; Brassicaceae
Source: the annotation of a GenBank genome assembly